Neospora caninum is the source of this 753-nucleotide messenger RNA. RefSeq lists its product as hypothetical. The transcript is spliced from 5 exons. Lineage: Eukaryota; Apicomplexa; Conoidasida; Eucoccidiorida; Sarcocystidae. Gene Ontology annotation, biological process: response to metal ion. Gene Ontology annotation, molecular function: copper ion binding. The coding region runs from base 1 to 753 and encodes 250 amino acids. The record is from RefSeq and is a predicted model, not a curated record.
AUGGUCCCCCGACUGGUUUUCCGCGGUCUCAGACCUGUUGGCCUGCUUCCAGACGCCCUUUUCUCCUUUUCUCUCCUCGCCCUGUGCUCCGUUCUGUGUCGCCUCGCGGCCUCUCGCGCCGCGUCUGCGGUGUCUCUCCCCUCUGCGUCGCUCCCCUCGCUGUCUACCACUUUGUGCUCUUCUGCGUCGCCCGUGCUCCCCGACCUCGGCUUCGCGUCAACGCUCGGACAGCCUGCGCGCACUGAGACGACGCGUGUUCGCGCGGAGGUUCCCGCAGGCCCCGAAUCUUCUUCCAGAGCCCCCAGUGCAUCGAGAGACUCCGCGAGCUUCUCGCGAAAAACCGCUCCUGGCUCUGACAGCGAAAUUCAGACCAUGGAGGGAGAAGCCGCCGCGCAAAACAACGAGGUGAAGAACGCCGUCCAGGUUGCCUACGUCACCUGUAAAGACAAAUCCCAAGCAGAAGAGGUUGCCUCGAAUCUGGUGGCGAGUCGCCUCGCUGCCUGCGUCAACAUCGUCCCGGGCAUCACCAGCAUCUACGAGUGGGAAGGAAAGGUCGAGAAAGACGAAGAAGUUCUGCUCAUCAUCAAAACCCGCAAAGAACUGGCGUCCGAGCUCGUGGCAGCUGUCCGAAAAUUGCAUUCCUACGACGUUCCCGAGGUGAUCUUCCUAGACGUCGUCGGCGGCAAUGAGCCAGAGGCCAACAUCCUUGUGGAAAGGUUCCAGAAAGUGAAGGAAGCGUUGGAGAAAGGGUAG